UGAAGCAUGGCUUUGCUUGGGUUCAGGAGCGUUCUGCUCUGUGUCAUUGGGGCCUCGGCUUUCACAUCAAGCGUUACUGACCAGCCUGAUAUGUCUGACCCGGGCAUUCCUGGCAAUCAAACUGAUUGGCUCGUCCUGAGGGCCUGGGACCCUAACGCUCCAGGAGCCAGAGAGGCCGUGGACUUCGCUGUGGAUACCUACAAUAGCAAGUCCACCGAGGAGUAUCUGUACAAGGUGGUCAAUUUCAGGUCGAAAUUGCUGCAGGUGGUGAUUGGGGAGGAGUACAUCUUGCAAGCGGUGAUUGGACUGACCAGCUGCAGGAAAGGGCAAGGCCAGAAUCUGAACGAUUGUGCUCUGAAAGGAUCUAAAGGACCCAACUACAUGCUGCGCUGUCGUUUUGUGGUGCUGGUGUGGAAAGAAACAAAGCUGCUACUGCAGUCUAUCUGCAGACAGACCUCCUGAAGCACCCCAUGCUAUCAUAUUGUGAAGA
This is a messenger RNA of Megalops cyprinoides (Indo-Pacific tarpon), 490 nucleotides long. RefSeq names its product cystatin 10-like. The record is from RefSeq and is a predicted model, not a curated record. The transcript is spliced from 3 exons. Lineage: Eukaryota; Metazoa; Chordata; Actinopteri; Elopiformes; Megalopidae. The coding region runs from base 7 to 462 and encodes 151 amino acids. Gene Ontology annotation, molecular function: cysteine-type endopeptidase inhibitor activity.